CUUUAAGGUCAGACUCCAGGGCAGGAACUUCAGGCAGGUAGGUUGAGGGGUGGGAUUUGGGGAUCCCUCAAAUUGCAAGCAUAGAUGGAAGGCUGGUGUGCGUGGAGAGUGAGAAGUGGAUUCUGCAGAGGCCCUGCCUUCUCCUCCUCACCCCACCGUCUCCCUCCCUCUCCCCCUGACAGCGGCAAGCUGGUCUCUCCCAAGUGGAAGAACUUCAAAGGCCUCAAGUUGCUGUGCAGAGACAAGAUCCGCCUCAACAACGCCAUCUGGAGAGCCUGGUAUAUCCAGUAUGUGGAGCGGAGGAAGAGCCCCGUGUGCGGCUUCGUGACGCCUCUGCAGGGGCCUGAGGCCGACGAGCACCGCAAACCGGAGGCCGUCGUCCUGGAGGGGAAUUACUGGAAGCGGCGCAUCGAGGUGGUGAUGCGCGAGUACCACAAGUGGCGCAUCUACUACAAGAAGCGGCUCCGUAAGUCCAGCAGGGAAGGGGAUCUCUUGGCCCCCAAGCAGGCCGAAGGGGGGUGGCCGCCGCCAGAGCGAUGGUGCCAGCAGCUCUUCUCCAGCGUGGUGCCCGUGCUGCUGGGGGGCCCCGAGGAGGAGCCUGGUGGGCGGCAGCUCCUGGACCUCGACUGCUUUCUGUCCGACAUCUCGGACACGCUCUUCACCAUGACGCAGCCCAGCUCCUCGGCCCUGCAGCUGUCCCCCGAGGACGCCUAUGUUGGCAAUGCUGACAUGAUCCAGCCAGACCUGACACCCUUGCAGCCCAGCCUGGAUGACUUCAUGGAGAUCUCAGAUUUCUUCACCAACUACCGCCCCCCACAGACGCCCAUGGCUUCAAACUUCCCGGAGCCCCCCAGCUUCACCCCCGUGGCUGAGUCCGGCUUCAGCAGUGGGAUCCUGGCCCCGGAGGUGCCCCCAGUCUCCUUGGGAUUGCCCCAGCUCCCAGGACAGAAUCGCUUGCAACACCCAGUCCAGAGCUCAGCGAGGGAGGAAGCGCAGCCCUCCGCCUUGCUGAGAGUCUCUCUGUCCCCAAGCCAGGCUCGGAACAGCUGCCCUGGCCCCCUGGACCCUAGUGCCUUCCUGGGCUCCGACUUCCUCCUUCCUGAAGAGCCCAAGCCCAAGCUCCCACCACCUCCUGCGCCACCUCCCCUUCUUCAGUACCCAGCCCCUGACAAGGCUCAGGGCCUGCAGCCCUGCACCCCGCCUCCCUUCCCUUCCGGGAUUUCAGCCCCUGCUUUGCUGCAGGAGGAGCCCCUCUUCUCAGCCAGGUUUCCCUUCCCUACAGCCCCUCCAGGCCCAGGAGCAUCCCCGCUGCCUGCUCCGGCAGCCUUCCCAGCCACCCCUGCGGUGGCGCAGCCCAUCCCAGGCCCUGCCUCGGGCCCCACCCCCUUCCCCGUAGACCCUCUGCCUUCUGGGUACCCAGAGCCCAGUUUGGGCUGUCACUUCACAGUGCCUCGGGGCAUGCAGCCCAGGGGCGAGCCCCCCACCCAGUUCCCCAGGGGACGGAAGGCCAGCACCCCCACCUUGGCCCCUGCCACUGCCCGGGGCAGCAACCCCUGCCUCACACAGCUGCUGAGGGCAGCCAAGACUGAGCAAGCCCUGGAGCCAUUGCUUGUACCCAGCACCCUCCUCCGGCCCCCGGGGUCCCCGCAGGAGACGGUCCCUGAAUUCCCCCAUGCCUUCUUUCCCGUGACCCCGGCCCCUACACCGCCUCGGCCACCUCCAGGCCCAGCCACAUUGGCCCCUCCCAGGCCCCUCAUUGUCCCCAAAGCAGAGCGGCUGUCACCUCCAGCACCCAGUGGCAGCGAGCGGCGGCUGUCAGGGGAGCUCAACUGCGUGUCGGCUCUGGGGGCCCUGAGUGUGGGGGCCUCUCCCCCUCCAUCCUCCCACUGCCGGGGCCGACCAGACAACAGCAAGACUGAGAACCGGCGCAUCACACACAUCUCAGCCGAGCAGAAGCGGCGUUUCAACAUCAAGCUGGGCUUUGACGUCCUCCAGGGGCUUGUGAGCACACUCAGCGCCCAGCCCAGCCUCAAGGUGAGCAAGGCGACCACGCUGCAGAAGACGGCUGAGUAUAUCGUCAUGCUGCAGCAGGAGCGGGCGGCCCUGCAGGAGGAGGCCCAGCAGCUGCGGGACGAGAUUGAGGAGCUCAAUGCUGCCAUCAACCAGUGCCAGCAGCAGCUGCCCGCCACGGGAGUGCCCAUCACACACCAGCGCUUUGACCAGAUGCGGGACAUGUUUGACGACUACGUCCGGACACGAACGCUGCACAACUGGAAGUUCUGGGUGUUCAGCAUCCUCAUCCGGCCUCUGUUCGAGUCCUUCAAUGGGAUGGUGUCCACGGCGAGCUUGCACAGCCUCCGCCAGACCUCACUGGCCUGGCUGGAUCAGUACUGCUCCUUACCCGUGCUCAGGCCCAGUGCCGCUCUGUCUGUCUCCCCAGCUGUCCUGAACUCCCUUCGCCAGCUGAGUGCAUCCACCAGUAUCCUGACUGACCCGAGCCGCGUGCCCGAGCAGGCCACGAGGGCAGUGACAGAGGGCACACUGGGCAGACCAUUAUAGUCCUGGCAUGCCCUCCGGGCACUCCCCUCCUGCCCAGGCCCUGGCUGGCGCCUUCCCCACAACAUCCCCACCUCCUGGAGGCCUGGAAGAGCCAAGCUCCGUCCCUGCUCUGCUUCUGCCCUCUGGGGGACUUGAAACCCCUCUUGGGGGUGGGGAAAGCUCAACCGACAGAUGGACCUGAGGCCUUAGCCACCGUGAUGUUGGGGACCUGAGCUGGGCAACUCAGGGAUCUCAGAGGAGAGAAGGGGACAACCCUGCCUCUGGGUCACUCCUGCCUGCUCCCUGCAGGGGACACCAGGUUCCUGCAGGGUGGCUUCCCCUGAGCAAAGCCCGGGAGGGCUGAUGCCAGGCAUCUUGUGUGUGUGUGUGUGUGUGUGUGUGUGUGUGUGUGUGUGUGUG
This is a messenger RNA of Fukomys damarensis (Damara mole-rat), 2958 nucleotides long. It is a transcript of the gene Mlxipl, whose product is annotated as MLX interacting protein like. The coding region runs from base 85 to 2559 and encodes 824 amino acids. Gene Ontology annotation, biological process: regulation of transcription by RNA polymerase II. The record is from RefSeq and is a predicted model, not a curated record. Gene Ontology annotation, molecular function: protein dimerization activity; RNA polymerase II cis-regulatory region sequence-specific DNA binding; DNA-binding transcription factor activity, RNA polymerase II-specific. NCBI's taxonomy places the organism in Eukaryota, Metazoa, Chordata, Mammalia, Rodentia, Bathyergidae. Gene Ontology annotation, cellular component: nucleus. The transcript is spliced from 16 exons.